Molecule: messenger RNA, 2061 nt
Organism: Asterias rubens (European starfish)
Lineage: Eukaryota; Metazoa; Echinodermata; Asteroidea; Forcipulatida; Asteriidae
Product: tctex1 domain-containing protein 2-like
Exons: 2
Coding region: 387-1049 (220 amino acids)
Biological process (GO): microtubule-based movement
Cellular component (GO): cytoplasm; cytoplasmic dynein complex
Molecular function (GO): dynein intermediate chain binding
Source: RefSeq, a predicted model, not a curated record
GAUCGCGUCUGUAAACAAUUGCACUUGGUUACGGAUAAUGCUUUUGUAGGUGAAACUGCGACAACUGGCGGCAACCAUACAUAAUUUUAGGUCACGUCUCGUCCUGAGCCUCUACUCUCGGCACCAGGACUGUAUGCUACUGGCUCAACAUUGUGUGGGAGUAAUGCUGGAUGGUGGUUGACUGUUGUCAACAAAUUUGAUAAAGGAAACACACGGUGUCGCCUUACGUUCCUGACCCCAGCAAAAUCUAUCAGAAAACACUUGGAAUUUGAACAAGUGCUCACUUGGCAAACCCUGAUCAAACAAAGAGCGUCCAACUGACGGGCUUCCAUAACCCGACAACCAGCUGGCGGCACUCGCCAAGUUUGACCAGAAAAUACUUCAUCAUGACCGAGCAAGUCGAACAAAAACCACGGCGGAAAACCUCGGUGUAUACGGCACCGAUGGAUAUAGCCACCGGGCUUCCACCGGGCCACGACCACGGAGAAACCCGCUCCCGUAAGGUGUCCUUUGGUAGCACCGGCAGGCCCAGGAACGUCUCGGUGGGGAGCAUGGAUGGUGAUUAUCGGACCCGUAAGCAGAGCUUCGGCAAUGACCAGGACUACCGCAACCGGAAAAUAUCCUUCUCUCGCCGCGUGCUCUCCGUGGACGAACGGGGUUGGGGUACGGACGGCUCGGCGACUGGCCGGGGGACAACUCGACCGAACACCUACAAGAUGGACCCAGAGAGGCCAUUCAGAGAGAAACCGGUCAAACAAGUCAUCGAGAAUGUUCUUCAGGACUUGGAGAAGGUCAGGUACGAUAGCCCGGUCUUGAUGGCCGCGAAGGCGCGAAACAUCAGCGAUUCUGUCAAGCAGCGAGUGAAACUUCUCGGGUUCGACCGCUACAAACUCGUCUGUGUCGUCUGCUUGGGACAGAAGAGCGGUCAGGAAGUGCAAGACGUGGGGAGAUGUCUGUGGGAUUCGGCAAAGGAUGGUUUUGUGUCCGUCGUGUAUGAGAACCCAACUCUGUUUGCUGUGGUUAGUCUUUAUGCCGUUUACCAAGAGUAAUGCUGAAAGUGACUUGAUCGGUCUUCCAAAAGGUGGUCACCAAGCACCGUGUAUAUAAGAAAAGGUAGUUUCGCGUCCUUUUUUCGGUGUAGCAGGAGAUUCCGUCACCCGGGAGAUGCAGUCACCACAUCACAAAGGUAGACUUGACAAGUCCCGUGCUCGUGCGAGAUGUCCCUAAGCAUAUGUGCCGCCAAAAUGGUUGUUGUCCCAAGAAUGGCACAGGUUGGGGGACUCAGGUUAGAGGAGUUUCUGUGACUGAAAAUAAAAGGACUCUCACGAACGGCGAACUGUGUACUAACUACUUCUGAUAACGCCCUCAUUUGAAACAUCUUUCUAUGUUAUUUUUGGGACGGGUAGAUUUCCCUGGGACACCGGACAAAGAAAAUGGUGUGAAACUUGUCAGUGUAUAUUUCAGUAUGGAGAUACAAAGGUUUUUGAAAAUUACACAAACAAAUUAAAGAUGGUUGAAACUGGAAUCGGUUUCAUGCACGCAGUUCUCAGUUAUAUUUACUUGACACUUGGCACUUGACACCGUUUGUUUUUACUCAAAAUAAUGUAAUUGCUAACGAACAAUGCAAAGAGAAACCCAAACUCAACAAGAAAUUUAUAUUUUUUGAAAUCAUCAUAAUUUUAAUUCAUUAUAAUGAACGACCAGAUGCCAUUAAAAUAACAUGGACAUGAGUAAACAACAAUACUCACAAUGUGGGCCAAGAACUUAAAGUAAAAAUUAACAAUUAUUCUUUUCUUUUUUCCGAAUUGGAAAGUCUUUCUUUAGGGGUUCUCUUUUAAAAUAAUCAUUCCAGACCAUUUAUGGAUAAAAAACUUCAUGCAUUUUCGAGAGUUGUAAAUUUCACCAAAGCUUUCUUACUUGUACAAGAUUUGUUUUCCCAAAAAUGAUUGAUGGAGAAAUUGGUUUAGCAUUUACAGAAACUGUUCACCUGCAGUUUUAUAACAAUAACCACUUUGCAUGCUUCUAAAUUUUCAAUUAAAAAAAAGCUGGAUCGGCAAAAAC